AUUGUUUGUUUUUCAUACUGUUAGUUUGAGAUAUUAUAGUUAUUACAACAUAAGUCGCUAUGGCAAGUAGUCUCCGAUGCAUGCCACCCGAUCGCGAUACUAGAAGAAAACAGAAAUUUCGUUCAUUGAAGCGAAGCGUUCAGUUCGCAAGUAACAGACGGUGGUGUUUCUUUGCUGAGUUUGAUAACGUCCCAAAAGAAAUCACCAAUGCUUCUGUACAAAAGCUGUGCAGUGAAUAUGGAAAUAUCACUACUGUACAAGGGCUCGACAAUUUCCAAACGACGGCGAAUACAAGAAAAUUAUCGGUAGGCUUCGCUUCUCCCUUGUGUGCCUUCGCUGCACAAGAAGCCCUGAAUAAUUACGAUAUUGGAAAAGACGCUUCAUUAGGACGAGUCCAUUUGUUACGCGUACGGCACAAUCCUGGCCGAAAAUCGUACGUGGCUGAAGGUAAAAAACACAAGUGUGAAGAAGACGAUUCUCAUCAAAAACAACGACUUGAAGAAUUAUCUCAAAUUCAUGUUGAAAAUUGCCAUAUCCCGCUGAGUAAAGUCUUGAUUAAAACAAUGAGAAGCCUCAAUAUAAAUAUAAAACGUCAAGAGGGUACAACGUCAUCAACAGAGAUGCAACGAGUUCGGGGGAUUUUGCAGCAGUUUCAAGAGAAUAUCGAGGCAUUGUCAGAUUAAGAAGUGUAACCGAAGUUUAUAGAGUCAAAUUGAAUUUCAAUAAGAGAAAAAAUCACUAUUUCGACUGCACGGAUUAUGUUUUAACAGUGUGAGCUCUGAGCUUAUUUUCAUUUUUCUGUUUUAUUUACAUGCUUAAGAAAUACAUAUUCUUUCAAUUGGCCAUGUUAUAAUACAAUUCACAUAAUUUA
This is a messenger RNA of Styela clava, 871 nucleotides long. Lineage: Eukaryota; Metazoa; Chordata; Ascidiacea; Stolidobranchia; Styelidae. The record is from RefSeq and is a predicted model, not a curated record.